CCCACAGCCACACCACCUCACACACUCUGCUUUUAACACUCUCAAGAUCAAGACACAAUUCUACUACACUAUUCAAACCUACGCGCCCACUUAAGCCCACUAGAAACAUGUACCGCCUCUUCACAAUAACCUCCCCUCCCAAAGACUAUGGCCUCCAACUCCCUCCUCUUUGAUCCCAAUCCUUCUAAUCACAAUCACGAGAGAUCAGAUCUCUCCUCCUCUCACAUGAAAGAAGAGCCCGAUCCCACCGCUUGGGACUUUAGCUCUGCUAUCAACCUUCUCAACAGCCUCUCGGCCUCCUCGAGACAUGAGUUGCCUAGCUUUGAACAAACAAAUACCCCUCCCGAGCUGCUUGGUGGCGACACGGAUGUCACACCGAACCUCGGCGAUUUCUCCUCCAUUUGGGACUUCCUUGGAAAGUCUCGUGCUCCACAAGAACCCCAGGCGUCAGAAUUGAUCACUUACAAUGUCAACGAUGAACCGGUGGCUGAGCUUGAUAUCGUGCAGUUGGUGAAAGCCGUGCGCUGGCGAGACGAGAUCUUGGGUACUGAUCUAGAAGACAACAUCCAAUAUGCACAACCAAUAUCUACAGCAACUCUCCGAAACAAAAAACGUGCCGAAAGAAGGGCCAGAGCCAAAGCAAGAGCAGACAUCCUAGCCGCUGAAAAGGCGGCCGAGUCUGACACUACCGAAGACGACUCUGCGGGUGAACUCGAGUCACUACGACGCUCACCAGAUCGAAGAGCUGUCAUCGACGACAUUCUUGGUCGAUCUCGACGAGCAGUUCGUGACAAAGACUCGCCUCCUACUUCGCCAUCUCCUCCAAAGACAGAUCCUCGGACUAACAAAAUCGACUGGCCAGUUGCCAAUCCCUUUGUCUGGUCUACUAAACCGACUUCUUCGCAUAAGCGAGCAGUCAUAACACCUCAGGAUGGCCUGACUCCUCGAACGAGGAAGAGAGCCCUCAUAUCCAAACUCGUCAAACAGCAUCCUGACGAGAAGAAAUACUUGCAAAAUCAGGGCCUCUUUGAGCCUGCCUUUACACCUUUGAAUGUCUCAAGCAUCGGCAUCCACGUUUUUGUUGACAUGUCCAACAUCUCCAUUGGCUUCCAUGACUGCCUGAAACAGGCUCGUGGUCUGCCAUUGGAUACUCGCUUAAGGCGUGUCCCGCUUUCCUACCACAACUUGUCUCUGGUUCUGGAGCGAGGUCGACCAGCCUCGAAGCGAGUGCUGGUUGGCUCGGACAGAUCCGCCGUGGUCGAACAAGCCAAGUCGCUUGGUUACGAAACCAAUAUCCUCGAGCGAGUUCACAAAGUAAAAGAGAUGACCCCACGACAAAAGAAGUACCACUCUGGCGGCGAGACCAGUGGUUCGGACACGAACAACACUGUCUCAGCACCAGAGAAAUGGGUCGAACAGGCCGUGGACGAAAUUCUGCACCUGAAGAUCCUGGAAUCUCUCGUUGACGCGGAAAGACCUAGUACCAUUGUUCUUGCUACUGGCGAUGCUGCCGAGGCAGAGUACUCUGGUGGGUUUUUGCGCAUGGUCGAACGAGCUCUCGAAAAGGGUUGGCUUGUGGAGCUGGUCAGCUUCAAGAUGAACACGAGCAAUUUAUAUCGAAGAAGAGAUUUCCGUUUGAAAUGGGGUUCCAUGUUCAAAUGGGUUGAACUGGAUCCUUAUGUUGAGUUUCUCAUUGACGAAGAGUGAGAUUCUGUGAAAUCUUGAAUUGAAGGCAUUUUCCAUCGGUGGGCAUUUUGCUUUAUGGAGAAAAGGAGGAUGCCUUCAAGGUGACGGGAAAGCAUUGGAUCGGACUGAGAUCGCCUUGUACCAGCUUGCUCACCAGCACAGCGAGGGAAGAGGGAUUUCUGUCCUUUAUGCCAGAGCACAGUCCUAGUCAUUUUUGUUUUCGACGUUGACGGACUCGACAACAGAGUCCAAGGAAGAAGCUGUCAUACAUACAUCCAGCCCCUUUCAGGUGGCUCUUAGUAACUGACAGUGUGGAUGUUGUUCAUGGUUAUUCGACUGGUAAAUAUUGACAUACCUAGGCACGAUGUAUAUAGACAUUUAUGCUUCAAGUAUCAUUAAAUGCCAUCUACAUCGACGACCAUGAUAGAUCAGAG
Molecule: messenger RNA, 2120 nt
Organism: Exophiala mesophila
Lineage: Eukaryota; Fungi; Ascomycota; Eurotiomycetes; Chaetothyriales; Herpotrichiellaceae
Exons: 1
Coding region: 148-1707 (519 amino acids)
Biological process (GO): protein import into nucleus
Cellular component (GO): nucleus
Molecular function (GO): guanyl-nucleotide exchange factor activity; small GTPase binding
Source: RefSeq, a predicted model, not a curated record